CCACAAAUCCCCUCCUACGUGUGGCUCAACCUAGCAUAUCCUCGCCGCGACCUACGCCGUCGCCGCCCUUCCCUCCCUCCGCCGUGAUUGCGCCCUCCUCGCCUGCGGAUCCCACCGCCGCGAGCGCAUCGCCGCCUCCCCCCCCUUUCCCGUCGCCGCGACACACCGUCGCCGCCUCCCCCUCCCGCCACCGUGCCUGCUCCGCGCCGCCUGCGCAUCCCGCCGCGACGCCUCAUCGCCGCCUCCCCUUCCCCCUGCCGCGACCCCCUGUCGCCGCCUCCCCCCUCCCGCCGCCGCGCCUGCUUCGGCGCCGCCCGCGCAUCCCUCCGCCGCGACGCCUUGUCGCCGCCUGCCCCUCCCGCUGCCGCGACGUCACGUCGCCGCCUCCCCUUACUGCCGCUGCGCCUUCCUCGGCGCCGCCUGCGCAUCCCGCCGCCGCGACGCUUCGUCGUCGCCUCCCGUCCCGCCGCCGCGACUUCGCGUCGCCGCCUGCACGCCCCGUCGCCCCGACCUGCCAUCGCCGCCUGCGCAUCCCGCCGCCGCGACCCACUCGUCGCCGCCUGCACGUCCCGCCGCCGCGACUUCGCGUCGCCGCCUGCGCAUCCGGCCGCCGCGACCUGCUCGUCGCCACCUGCACGUCCCGCUGCCGCGACCUACUGUCGCCGCCUGCAACUCCCGCCGCCCGCGCAUCCCGCCGCCGCGACCUGCUCGUCGCCGCCCGCGCAUCCCGCCGCCACGACCUGCUCGUCGCCGCCCGCGCACCCCGCCGCCGCGACCUCCUUGUCGCCGCCCGCGCAUCCCGCCGCCGCGAUCUACUCCUUGCCGCGGACCGCUCAGCUGUCAAUUGGCACUCCUUCGUCGGGAGCAUCCGCCGUGUCCUCCAGGACGCCUUCGUCGGACCGUACUGCGUUCUCGACGUCCUCCUCCGCCGCCCGCACGCUCUCCAGCCCACUGCCCCCACUCACCCCGGUGAACCCCCUUCUCCCCCCAUUCCCCCUGGCCUUCCUCCUCCUGAACCUACCUUGGAGAUCGCCACUACCCUGGAGCUCCAGGCUGCCGCCGAUGCCACCUUCCUCCACAAUCGCCGCGAGUACCUCAUCCGCAAGGCAGAGCAUGAAUUUGCGGUGCAUCAUCACGAGUUUGCAACAGCAGAGCGCGCCACUCGCCUGGCAUUACUUAAUGAGUAUACCACGGCCAUGGCAGACUACCUCCCCAAGAGCAUCGCAUGGACCACUGCUGACAACUGCUCCUGCGCCAUCCUCCUCGGCGCACUCCCUGACACCCUCAUGCGCCGUUUCCAAGCUCGCGAAAUCCGCGCCUCCCUCAUUUGGGCCGAGCUCCAGGCGAUGUUUGAGCGUCGCGACAUCAGCUCUGUCGACGCCCUUUUCCAAGAGUACUUCUACAUCACCCUCGCCACCUGUGACGGCGCAGUUGACUACGUGGGGCGCAUGCAGGAGGUCGCUGAUCGCCUUGCGGCACGCCAAGCCGCCCUCCCCGAGCCACUGCAAAUCCAUCGCCUCCUCUACAACCUCACCCCAGACUACGAGUCCCACCUCCACGCCUUCACUGAGGCCAACCCCAUGGCCGGCCUCGACGACGUGGUCCAGUGGAUCAUUGACACGGAGGUCAAGCUCCGCACCCCCAUAGUCAACCUUACCACCCCUCAGUCCUCCUCCUCCAGCUCCCUCAAUGCUACGCAGCCGCGCAACCAGGGUGGUCGCAGCGGCGGCGGUGGAGGUCGUAGCGCUGGUGGCGGUGGUGGUGGAGGUCGGGGCGGUGGUGGGGGCGGUGGUGGUGGUGGUGGCCGUGGUGGCGGUGGUGGUGGUGCUCGCAGCACCCCUGCUCGAGGAUCUUCCGGUGCUGGUGGUGCUCGUCCCCGACACUUCGGGUAG
Messenger RNA from Closterium sp. Naga37s-1, 1892 nucleotides. Lineage: Eukaryota; Viridiplantae; Streptophyta; Zygnematophyceae; Desmidiales; Closteriaceae. The record is from the annotation of a GenBank genome assembly.